Messenger RNA from Rhagoletis pomonella (apple maggot), 771 nucleotides. RefSeq lists its product as uncharacterized. The coding region runs from base 1 to 771 and encodes 256 amino acids. The record is from RefSeq and is a predicted model, not a curated record. Lineage: Eukaryota; Metazoa; Arthropoda; Insecta; Diptera; Tephritidae. The transcript has a single exon.
AUGAAUUGCAACUACACAAUCGCCGCUCUUUUCCUUUUCAUCAGCAUCCUAACGCUCCAGCAAUGCUGUGAUGCGAUUCCUGCCGAACAACGUGAAGCACGUCAGGCAAAAUUAUCUAACAAUAGUGGAGUAUCACAAGCGGAAGUGAAGGCGUUUAGCAGUCAGCCGUUGGAAGGAGGACAGUCGGCAAAUCAACUGCAAGCUCUACCCGGCUUUGCUGGCAUUAUCAGUGCCAAUCCCUAUGCUCGUUACGGUGGACUAGCCUACGGAGGCAGCGGAUAUGCCGGUAGUCCAGGCAUGGGAUUGAUGGGCACGCCGAUUGGCGGCCCAUUUAGAGUAGUUAAUAGUGGAGCAACUGGCAUAGGCGUACCGCAGUUUAGCAAUCCAGCUGGCUUCAAUUAUCCGGCUGCAGCCAACUAUGUGGGCAAUAACUUGUCACCUUAUCCACCAAAUGGACCGGAUGUCUUGUCAAAUUAUAUAUUCGGCGGUUUACCACAAACGCAAAGCCAGUUUGGCGCCCCUCUAGCUGGCGCAAAUAACUUGGAUACGCUUAUAAAUAUGGCCAAUUUGCAAGGCCUUACUGGAAGCGGUAAUCCGGUAUUUGGAGCGCAAAUGCAGCCCACGCAGCUGCAGUUACAAGGAUCAGGACAAGCUUCACAGCUACAGCUGCAACCACAGCCACAGUUAGGAGGCGCUUAUCCUUAUCCGCCUGCAUUCUUGGGACAAAUGGCUGGCUAUGGACAGGGGUUUCAGGCUUAUCAAGUGCUAUAG